AUGGAUUAAUGGUCCUCCUCCUCCACCACUCCCAAAUUAAACCUUUUCAACCAUGUUUCAAGAUUUCAUCAAAACACUCCAUGAUUCUUUGCCGGCUGCAACUUUCAGCUAUGCCCUCGCCUUGCUGGGGGUGUUGUGGUUUGCCUGGCUUUUUAUCUUCAACAAGUCUGGAAAUAAUGGGCUGCCGCCAGGUCCCAGACCUCUUCCCUUAGUUGGGAACCUGCUGUCUCUAGAUCCUGAGCUCCACACCUAUUUUGCAGCCUUGUCUAAGGUCCACGGCCCCAUCUACACGCUCUGGCUCGGCAAGAAGCCCGGGAUAAUCAUCAGCUCCCCCGCCAUAGCUCGCGAGGUGCUAAAGGAUCAAGACGCCACUUUUGCGAACCGAGACGUUCCUGUUGUGGGAAGGGAAGCCACCUAUGGAGGCAAGGAUAUUGUGUGGACACCCUAUGGACCCGAAUGGAGGAUGCUGAGGAAGGUAUGCGUCCGCGAUAUGCUUAGCAAUUCCACUCUGGACUCUGUUUAUGAUCUCAGGCGCCGAGAAAUUAGACAGACUAUGAAGUUUUUCUAUGAUCAUGGUGGGAGAACGGUGAAUAUUGGUGAGCAGAUGUUCUUGACUAUCCUUAAUGUGAUUACAGGCAUGAUGUGGGGUGGAACUGUCAAGGGGAAGGAAAGGGAAAGUCUUGCGUCAGAGUUUAGGGAGAUUGUGGCAGAGAUGACAGAGCUAUUAGGCCUCCCUAAUGUUUCUGAUUUUUACCCUGGAUUGGCUAAGUUUGACUUGCAAGGGAUGCAGGGAAAGAUGAAGGGAGUGGCCAGUAAAUUGGACAAGAUUUUUCAGAGCGUAAUUGAUCAGAGAUUGAAAAUGGAUGAGAAGGAGACCAAAGACUUUCUGCAGGUUCUGCUUCAGCUCAAAGAUGAAGGAGAUGAGAAAACUCCUUUCACCAUCACUCAUGUCAAAUCCUUACUCAUGGAUAUGGUUGUUGGUGGAACUGAUACAACAUCGAAUGCUAUUGAGUUUGCCAUGGCUGAGUUGAUGAACAAACCAGAAGUCAUACACAAAUUACAAGAAGAGGUGGAUGCAGUGGUGGGAAAAGACAACAUUGUUGAGGAAUCUCACAUUCAUCAGCUUUCAUAUCUGUAUGCUGUAAUGAAAGAAACACUGCGCCUGCAUCCAACUCUCCCACUCUUGGUGCCUCACUGCCCCACCCAAACUUGCCUCGUUGGGGGAUACACAGUCCCGAAAGGAUCUCGUGUUUUUGUGAAUGUCUGGGCAAUACAUAGAGACCCUUCCAUCUGGGAAAAUCCAUUAGAGUUUCGUCCCGAGAGAUUUUUGGACAGCAAAUGGGAUUUCACUGGGAAAGACUUCAACUACUUUCCUUUUGGUUCUGGGAAAAGAAUUUGUGCUGGGAUGGCGUCGGCUGAGAGGAUGUUCAUGUAUGCACUUGCCUCAAUGAUUCACUCUUUUGACUGGAAAAUGGCUCAAGGAGAUAAAUUAGAGCUUUCAGAGAAGUUUGGGAUUGUGUUGAAGAAAAGAAUUCCUCUGGUUGCUAUCCCAACUCCAAGAUUAUCUCGUCCAAUACUCUAUGAGUAAGCUAAAAGCUAAGAUCAAAUGUUUCCUUUUCCUAUGGAGAUAUAUUGGUCAGCAGCUGUUUGAUGCAAAACUUCACCUGGGGAUUCUGCAAUGGUAGUUCUGCAAAUUGGCAAUCAAUGUAAAAAUGAUGACUUUUUCAUGUUCUAUAUAUACUAACAUAUAUAUGCUUUGUUAUUUAUUCUCACAAAUUCACUCUCCUAUUACUUCCCUC
Messenger RNA from Ipomoea triloba (trilobed morning glory), 1799 nucleotides. Its product is annotated as geraniol 8-hydroxylase-like. The transcript has 2 exons. Gene Ontology annotation, molecular function: heme binding; iron ion binding; monooxygenase activity. The record is from RefSeq and is a predicted model, not a curated record. Bases 53 to 1588 code for a protein of 511 amino acids. Lineage: Eukaryota; Viridiplantae; Streptophyta; Magnoliopsida; Solanales; Convolvulaceae.